Messenger RNA from Ilex paraguariensis (yerba mate), 3363 nucleotides. NCBI's taxonomy places the organism in Eukaryota, Viridiplantae, Streptophyta, Magnoliopsida, Aquifoliales, Aquifoliaceae. The record is from the annotation of a GenBank genome assembly.
CUUUCCAUUUCCAUUUUUCAUCCAUAACAACAAGAACUCCUUCUUCUCUCUCCGGCGACCUUACCAGUUCUUCAGCUCACUCCUCCGCUUCAUAUAGUUCCACUGUGAGCUCAGAGGAGAAUCGAAAAAUGAAGUUGACUCCGAGAGAGGUGGAAAAACUAAUGCUCCACAACGCUGGAUUCCUAGCACAGAAGCGUCUGGCUCGUGGCCAAAGGCUCAAUCAUCCUGAAGCCGUAGCACUUAUAGCAACACAAAUUUUGGAGUUUGUGCGUGAUGGUGAGAAGUCUGUGGCAGAACUAAUGGACAUUGGUAAACAAUUCUUAGGAAGGUACCAUUUGUAUCAUUAUCAAAUUUCUUCAUUUGUUUUUUUAUAUAGUGUAAUUUAAAAUUAAGUGGGGAUAAGGAUUAUAAAAGGUUAAGUUGGGAUAUAAAGAAAAUAUUGUGAUGCCUAAGAUAAAAAGAGGGAAGUUUUUUUUUUUUGAGUUUUAAAAUGUUUGAUUUGAUCUAAAGGAUGCUUUUUAUGAACAGUUUGAAAGGUUCAGUUGAGCAUGAGAAUGUGAAUGUGUGAUGGUUCAACAAUAUAUGUUCUCAUACAUGAGAUAAGAAAGACACAGUCUUGCUUGUUGGACCUUUAGGCACUUCUUAGAGAUAUUAGCAUCACUGGGUAUAGCUAGGUUUGUCAAAGUUAGCAUACCAGGGUAUUGAUAAAGUUACUUUUAGAAAUGAAUGAAUGUUGCAGUAUAUUACCUUGAAGGUUCCAGGAAGUGUAAAUCAUACCUUCCUAAAAAGUUUCACGAUUUCUGUGAAUGACCAAUAUGGAAACCCCUUACAGGGAAAUCUUUGAUUAAAGGUUUUCUUGUAAUUGAUGUGGCGAAGGACCCAAUACUUUGGUAUUACUGAACUUCUGUAAACUAUUAUACAAUGAUAUUUCCUUCAAAGUUGUUUACAUAUGACAACUAAAGAUACUGCAAUUUUUUUGCUUUUUAACAGGGGACAAGUACUUCCUGCUGUUCCAUACCUUUUGCAUACUGUGCAGGUUGAGGGGACCUUUCCUGACGGGACAAAGUUAAUCACCAUCCACGAUCCGAUUGCUAGUGAAAAUGGAAAUCUGGAGCUAGCUUUAUAUGGUUCUUUUCUCCCAGUUCCUUCACUAGACAAGUUUCCCAUAGUAGAGGAUGAUCAAAUUCCUGGUGAACUGAGCUGUAAAGGCGGAUGUAUCAUACUUAAUUGUGGAAGGAAAGCAGUGAUCCUUAAAGUCACUAAUACUGGAGACAGGCCAAUACAGGUUGGCAGCCAUUAUCCUUUUAUUGAGGUGAACCCUUACUUGGUUUUUGAUCGAAGGAAAGCAUAUGGCAUGCGGUUGAAUAUACCAGCAGGGACAGCUAUACGUUUCGAGCCAGGGGACACAAAAAGUGUGACUCUUGUGAAAAUUGGGGGUAGGCAAGUUAUCAGAGGAGGGAGCAGCAUUGCUGAUGGUCCUUUUGAUCAUGACAAUAUCAGAAUAUUAAUGGAAGCUGUGCAAGCAAGAGGAUUUGGGCAUUCUGAUGAAACAAGUGCCAGUGAAGGUGCUAUCCAAGAAGGAUCUGCUUUUACGAAUUCAAUUUCUCGCGAAGCCUAUGCUAACAUGUAUGGUCCUACCACCGGAGACAAAGUUCGGCUUGGUGACACUGACUUGUUUGCAGAAAUUGAAAGAGACUUUGCUGUUUAUGGUGAUGAGUGCAUAUUCGGAGGUGGAAAAGUUUUAAGGGAUGGAAUGGGACAGGCUUGUGGGUGUCUGCCAGCUUAUUGUCUGGACACUGUUAUCACAAAUGCUGUGAUCAUUGAUUAUACGGGAAUUUUCAAGGCAGAUAUUGGUAUUAGAGGAGGUCUUAUUGUUUUCCUUGGGAAAGCAGGCAACCCAGAUAUCAUGGAUGGUGUAUCACAUGACAAAAUAAUUGGUGUUAACACUGAAGUCAUUGCGGGAGAAGGAAUGAUCGUUACAGCGGGAGGAAUCGACUGUCAUGUGCACUUCAUAUGCCCUCAACUAGCUUAUGAGUCGAUAGCAAGCGGCAUCACAACAUUAGUAGGAGGUGGAACGGGUCCUGCUGAUGGGACACGAGCAACUACUUGUACACCGGCACCAUCACAUAUGAAAUUGAUGCUGCAAUCUACAGAUGACCUGCCACUAAAUUUUGGUUUCACAGGAAAAGGGAACAGUGCCAAGCCAGAUGGGCUACAUGAAAUAAUCAAGGCUGGAGCAAUGGGACUGAAGCUUCAUGAGGAUUGGGGAACUACUCCUGCUGCUAUAGACAAUUGUUUGACUGUUGCAGAUCAAUAUGACAUUCAGGUUAAUAUCCACGCAGAUACCUUGAAUGAAUCUGGAUUUGUGGAGCACACAAUUGCUGCAUUUAAAGAUAGAACUAUUCAUACUUACCACAGUGAAGGUGCAGGUGGUGGUCAUGCUCCAGAUAUCAUCAAAGUUUGUGGUGUGAAAAAUGUUCUGCCCUCAUCAACAAACCCAACGCGUCCUUACACUUUAAACACCACAGAUGAGCACCUUGACAUGCUGAUGGUCUGCCAUCACCUUGAUAAGGACAUCAAAGAGGAUGUAGCCUUUGUUGAAUCGCGAAUUAGGGCUGAAACAAUGGCUGCAGAAGACAUUUUGCAUGAUAUGGGGGCAAUUAGCAUUAUAUCUUCUGAUUCACAAGCUGUGGGUCGCAUUGCAGAGGUGAUUUGCAGAACUUGGCAAACCGCUCACAAGAUGAAGUUAGUGAGAGGAUCAAUUGAAGCUGAUGGAUCAGACAAUGACAACCUUCGGAUAAAGCGAUACAUCGCCAAGUACACCAUAAAUCCUGCAAUAGCUAAUGGAUUUUCUCAGUAUGUGGGAUCAGUUGAGGUGGGGAAGUUGGCUGAUCUUGUCAUAUGGAAACCAUCUUUCUUUGGGGUAAAACCUGAAAUGGUGAUCAAAGGUGGUGCAAUUGCAUGGGCUGACAUGGGUGAUCCAAAUGCAAGCAUCCCUACUCCUGAACCGGUGAUGAUGAGGCCCAUGUUUGGAGCAUUUGGCAAGGCUGGAGGUGCUAACUCAAUUGCUUUUGUCAGCAAGGCAGCCGCUGAUUGUGGAAUUAAAACCCUGUAUGGACUCAGCAAGAGGGUGGAAGCUGUGGGCAAUGUGAGGGGGCUCAGCAAACUUGACAUGAAGCUCAAUGAUGCUCUUCCAAACAUCAAUGUGGAUCCUGAGACAUACACAGUUACUGCAGACGAUGUGGUUCUUACCUGCAAUGCAGCUAUCACGGUCCCUCUUUCUCGAAACUACUUCCUCUUUUAGGCUCCAUUGCCGAUAAUUCUGAUAGCUUACCGUCUUAUAUUUUAAUUCUAGAAAUUUGU